CCCGGUCGAUGUUAUCAUUGCUUUGUCGUUAGUGAACGUUUUGGAGGCAGGGCUAUUUGAAGCUGUGACUCGCUGUUAGCUGCCAAGCUGCUAAGCUAACUGUAGCUAACAUCGGCGAUCCAGCAGAGAAAGAUGGGGUCCAUUCUCAGUCGCAGAAUCGCUGGUGUUGAGGAUAUCGAUAUCCAGGCCAACUCGGCCUAUCGAUUUCCACCGAAAUCUGGGAAUUAUUUUGCAAGCCACUUCUUUAUGGGAGGAGAGAAAUUUGACACACCGCAUCCAGAGGGAUACCUUUUUGGAGAAAACAUGGACCUGAAUUUUCUUGGAAAUAGGCCAGUGCAGUUUCCAUAUGUGACGCCUGCACCCCAUGAGCCUGUGAAGACCCUGAGGAGUCUGGUAAACAUUAGAAAGGACUCUCUGCGUUUGGUCAGGUAUAAAGAUGACUCUGACACACCGGUGGAGGAAGGUGGGAAGCCAAAGGUUCAGUACGGUGUGGAGUUCACCUUUGAUGCUGAUGCUCGAGUGGCCAUCACCCUCUACUGCCAAGCAUUUGAGGAGUUCUCCAAUGGGAUGGCAGUAUACAGCCCGAAGAAUCCAUCGCUCGUCUCUGAAACUGUGCAUUACAAGCGAGGUGUGAGCCAGCAGUUCUCCAUGCCAUCUUUCAAAAUAGAUUUCAGCGAGUGGAAAGAGGAAGAUCUGAACUUUGACCUCGACCGAGGAGUGUUUCCCAUGGUAAUCCAAGCUGUGGUCGAUGAAGGGGACGAUUGCCUCGGACAUGCUCACGUGCUUUUGGCAGCGUUUGAAAGACACGUUGAUGGCAGUUUUUCCGUCAAGCCUCUGAAGCAGAAACAAAUCGUGGACCGUGUGAGCUACCUCUUACAGGAGAUCUAUGGGAUUGAGAACAAAAACAACCAAGAAACCAAGCCAUCAGAUGAUGAGAACAGUGACAACAGCAAUGAGUGUGUUGUCUGUCUGUCUGACCUGCGAGACACACUCAUCCUGCCCUGCAGACAUCUGUGUCUCUGCAACUCCUGCGCAGACACUCUGCGUUACCAGGCCAACAAUUGUCCGAUCUGCAGGCUGCCCUUCAGAGCCUUGCUGCAGAUCAGAGCUGUGAGGAAAAAGCCUGGUGCUCUUUCUCCCGUGUCCUUCAGCCCUGUUCUGGCUCAGACCAUGGACCAUGAGGAGCACUCAAGCACAGACUCGGUUCCUCCCGGCUUUGAACCCAUCUCACUGUUAGAGGCUCUGAAUGGUCUGCGAUCAGUGUCUCCUGCCAUCCCAUCUGCCCCCCUCUAUGAUGAAAUCAACUUCUCAGGGGGUCUGGGAGGUGACAGCAGACAGCUGAGCUCUCCAGAGCAUCUGAGUGAUGGAAGUCUGCAGAAAGGCAAAGUCAGCAAGUCACCUGACAGCACCCUGAGGUCUCCAUCCUCCCCCAUCCAGGAGGAAGAUGAAGAGAAGCUGUCUGAGAUGUCUGAUGCUCAGCCACACACUCUGCUGUCCAGCAGUCCCGCCCCCACUGACGCCACAGCCACCGAGGAUGUGGCAGAAUCCCUGUCUCCAGAUGAUGAGGACAGGAUGCAUGCUGGAGGAGACAUCCUGCAGGACUGCAGCAGUGAACACAGCAGCUUGACCAAAACAGAGAGCGACCCACCAGGUGACUUGUCUCUGCCAGGGUCAUCAGAGUCAACAGAAAGCCUGAAAAGUCAGAGCACAAACUGCUCCAGCCAGCCUCUCUUGUGUCCCAUGAGCAGCCUUCAUAUGGAAGAUGAGCACCUCAACCCCUGACUCUCAUCCAGCCUUCUUCCCUCCCAUCCAUCACAAAAGAUUUAUGCAUUACAAAGAUCACCUUGUCCCCCUAAAUGAUUUUACCCCCCAGCCCAUUUUUUCCGUGUCAGUAAUCAGAGCUGACGAUGACCCAGAGAGAAAGGUUACUAGAACAAGGGAGGACUGUUUAUUCCGUCAGUGUCUCUGACAUAAGAAAAGAAAUUUGACUCCAGCAAAGAUGUUCAUGGUACCUUACUCUAUGGCUGAUGUUAAAAGACAUUGUUCCCCUGGCUUUGAAAACAUUUCAUUAAUUGUCAGAUGGUGUUCAGUUGUGUGUCUUGACCAGAGUUGUGGUCUAGUAAUGUGGAUUCCAGAGAUAAUGCACCACCUGUCAUGGUGGCUUUAAGCACACUUACUUUAAAUUAACUGCGUAUCAAUGGCUUAACCCUAAAUUCAAAAGAGUUUCUAAAUACAGUGUGUGUUUGGAUAUUGCAUUCAUCAUUGAGAUACAUUAAUGACUUAAGAACUUAUUUUUACAGGUUGAUUUGGGUUAUGAGCAGAAAUUUGAAGACAAAUAUGUAUCUGUGUGUCUAUUUGAAGUGAUUUUGCACUCCAACAAAAUCAUUUAUAAUCCAUUCCUUACAACAAGAGUUUAUCAGUUGAGUUUAAGUUGUCUGUAGUCUUAAACAUCUACAUGUGACUUUUUUUUAUAAUUUCAGAAGAUGUGAUAUAUCUAUGUAUCAUAACUUUACUAGAAUCCUGUGUAGUUACUUCAGAAAUUGUAUACUUGCAUAUUAAAUAGAGAAAAAAAAUCCUGAUAUUGAAAUAACAGAACUAGAUAAAGAUAACAUGCACAUUAUUUAAGACUUGGAUAAUCAAUAAGAGCUACAGAUUCACAUCCCUACAGCUAAACUCAAAGAUAGCUAAAGCCUGCAGCAAGCAUUGAUGCUCCAGCUACAUGUAUGCCGACUAUAGCACAGUAAGCGUGCUUGUCGUAGAUGUUGCAGAUCUCUGUACAGUCUUUUUGUGGAAAAUCCGGUGUCUGCUUAUGUGAUGUAGCUGCAAAAAACGGGGGCCAGUGAUAUUGUGGCUGCAGCACUUUUUAAAAACUUGGUCCUUAUGUGUAGCGCCAUGCAUAUAGAUUUAUGUGCCUUGAAUUGAUAUGGCUGCCUGCUUGUUGCAUUGGACAUUAGUGUUCUUAUAAAUGCUACAAUAUACAACCGUUUUCAGCCCAUAGGCAGGAUUUUUGAUGCUGAUGUACAGAGCCUUAUUUUCUAUCGCAAUCUUCAUGUUAUUGGAAAAAUGUAUCUUGUUAUUGCAAUAUGAAAUCAGUGUUCAUUUACUAUGUUAUGGCCAUGUAUCAAUUAUGCAUUUAAUCUUAGUGUUAAGUUCAAGCUGAUUCUCUCACUGUAAGUUUGAUUGGAAGGACCAUAUCCAAUGCAAUAAGUGCAAACAUUGCAUUUUAAUAAUUGGGCUAUCAUUUGCAUGUGAAUUUGUAGAGGCUUAAACCUCUUACUGCUCUUAAAUAACGGUUAUUUUGUCUUUCUCCCCUCCUCUUCUGUGCCGUUUCAACUUGACACUGUGCCUUCCUGUUCCUGUUCUGACCACUAUUGACCUGGUAUCCAGGAUAACUCCACAGUAGGUGGUUUGUGGCUCUCUGUAAAAUCAAUACCUGUCUCUCCUCGUGUGUAUAGCAGCAUGUGUAUAACAAUAAAGAACAAAGAUUCAGAACUUAAACUCAAA
Molecule: messenger RNA, 3504 nt
Organism: Plectropomus leopardus (leopard coralgrouper)
Lineage: Eukaryota; Metazoa; Chordata; Actinopteri; Perciformes; Serranidae
Gene: mgrn1b
Product: mahogunin, ring finger 1b
Biological process (GO): protein ubiquitination; endosome to lysosome transport; negative regulation of G protein-coupled receptor signaling pathway
Cellular component (GO): plasma membrane; nucleus; cytoplasm
Molecular function (GO): ubiquitin protein ligase activity
Source: RefSeq, a predicted model, not a curated record